Prosopis cineraria is the source of this 1719-nucleotide messenger RNA. Its product is annotated as probable glucan 1,3-beta-glucosidase A. Gene Ontology annotation, molecular function: hydrolase activity, hydrolyzing O-glycosyl compounds; actin filament binding. Gene Ontology annotation, cellular component: cytoplasm; actin cytoskeleton. Bases 47 to 1537 code for a protein of 496 amino acids. The record is from RefSeq and is a predicted model, not a curated record. Gene Ontology annotation, biological process: establishment or maintenance of cell polarity; actin filament bundle assembly; cell migration. NCBI's taxonomy places the organism in Eukaryota, Viridiplantae, Streptophyta, Magnoliopsida, Fabales, Fabaceae. The transcript has 7 exons.
ACCAUCCCAUGGUUAGUGUCUGCCAGAUUUCACUUAGCCCUUAAAAAUGGGAUCCCUGCAUUAUUUCAGCAUCCUUCUGGCUCUAUUCCUCUGUUCUUCUUACUCCUUCGUUGCUGGGCAAAAUCUGCCAUUCAAAGCAGUGAAUCUGGGGAAUUGGCUCGUUACAGAGGGCUGGAUGAAACCAUCUCUCUUUGAUGGAAUUGUUAACAAAGAUCUCUUGGAUGGAACUCAAGUGCAAUUGAAGUCUACUAAGUUGCAGAAGUUUCUGGUGGCUGAAAACGGAGGAGGAGAUAAUGUUAUGGCUAACCGUGAUUCUGCUUCAGGCUGGGAAACUUUCAGGUUAUGGAGGGUGAGCGAUUCUAGCUUCAAUUUCAGAGUAUUCGGCAAGCAAUUCAUUGGUUUAGAUGCUUCAAACAAGCUAGUCGCAACUUCGAACUCACCUAGCGACCCAGAAACGUUUCAGAUUAUAAGGAACAGUGGCGAUCCAUCCAAAAUUCGCAUCCAAGCAUCAAACGGUCUCUUCCUACAGGCUCAAUCGGAGACGGCGGUGAGUGCUGAUUAUCAAGGCUCGACGAACUGGGAAGACGGCGACCCGUCUGUGUUCCUUAUGACAAUAGUGAAAACAUUACAAGGAGAGUAUCAAAUUACUAAUGGCUAUGGCCCUGACAAAGCUCCUCAAGUCAUGCAGGAUCAUUGGAACACGUACAUCACUGAAGAAGAUUUCAGAUUCAUGUCUGAAAAUGGGUUGACCGCUGUUAGAAUUCCGGUCGGUUGGUGGAUAGCUCACGACCCCAACCCUCCCAAGCCUUUCGUCGGAGGAUCUCUGGCAGCAUUGGACAAUGCCUUCACUUGGGCCCAAAACCACGGGAUGGAAGUGAUAGUGGACCUUCAUGCAGUUCAAGGUUCACAGAAUGGGAACGAUCACAGUGGAACAAGAGACGGAUAUACUGAAUGGGGAGAUUCAGAAAUACAAGACACAGUCGCAGUAAUUGACUUCUUAGCAGAAAGAUAUGGGAACAAACCUAGUCUAGGAGGAAUCGAACUGAUGAACGAGCCAACAUUAGGACCUAAUUUGGACAGCCUGAAGAAGUAUUACCAACAAGCUUACGAUGCAGUGAGGAAAUACUCUGAAAUGGCUUAUGUCAUCAUGUCAAACCCAUUAGAUCAUGGCUCCACAGAGCUUCUCUCAUUUGUCGGGAGCUUCAAUCGAGUAGUCAUUGACGUGCAUUACUACAAUUUGUAUACAGAUCAGUUCAAAAAUAUGGAUGUGCAACAGAACAUCGAUUACAUAUAUAACCAGAGAGCUUCAGAUCUCAGCGGCGUCACCACUGACAAUGGUCCUCUCAGUUUUGUAGGAGAGUGGACUGCAGAGUGGAACGUACAGGGAGCAUCAAUGGAAGAUUAUCAAAGAUAUGCAAACGCUCAACAGGAAGUGUAUUCUCGGGCUACUUUUGGAUGGGCCUAUUGGGCCUAUAAAUGCCAAUACAACCAUUGGAGUCUCAAGUGGAUGAUUGAGAAUGGUUAUAUAAAUCUCUAGUUUAGUAUUCAGUGACAUUGUCUCUGUCUCAGUCAAAAAAAUAAUGGUUAUUCGGUAUUAACCAAUCGCUUGAUAACAUUAUAAAGAAAAUAAAAGAUAGGAACUCUUGAACUCGGAUCCUAUCCAGUACUACCUACGUUUGACUUAUUAUUUAAUUGUUUUAGUAAAUUAUGCUUUGCUCA